Molecule: messenger RNA, 2943 nt
Organism: Anopheles coustani
Lineage: Eukaryota; Metazoa; Arthropoda; Insecta; Diptera; Culicidae
Exons: 2
Coding region: 1-2943 (980 amino acids)
Cellular component (GO): extracellular region
Molecular function (GO): chitin binding
Source: RefSeq, a predicted model, not a curated record
AUGCGCCGAACGAGGCACGAAGUGUUGGCGGUGAUUUGGACAGUCCUGCAGGCGCUGGUGGGAGAAAGUGCAACACAGCAAAGCUUUUCGUACGUCGGCCGGAUGACGCGGGAGUACGCGGCCUGCGCCGCCGCGGGCCGCAUGCCGAACAGUGCGGCGGAAUCGUGCGCGACGUACUUCCUGUGCGCCGUCAACGCGGACGGCAUGCUAACGGUCGCGUUGGCGCACUGUCCACUCGGGACCGUGUUUUCGCCGGAUAAGCUGCAGUGCGUGAGCGAGUCCGCCUACGCCUGCCCCGAAGCGCCGUCGGUGGCCAAGGUGGCGCUGUUCCAGUGCGAACAGACGGGCCGAUACGAGAACCCGGAGUCGGUGGACUGCAAAACGUACUACCUGUGCACGCGGAGCCCGGAGGGGGUGCUGCUGCUCUACGUGGCCAGCUGCCCCGGCGAGACCGUGUUUUCGCCCGAGGUAGCCACGUGCGUCGCCUCACCACCGGGUACCUGUUCGUACGUGCCACAAACAACCGCACAACCGGCAGAUCCGACCACGGAAGCACCGCCGUUUGUUUGCCCGGGUGUGGGCCGCUUCCCGGAUGAACAAUCAACGGACUGUUCGUCCUACUUCCUGUGCGUAUACACUCCGAACAACGGGAUUAUAGCCGCUCCCGGCGUCUGUGCGAUAGGAAUGGUGUUUUCGCCUGGCGCGGAACAGUGUGUAGACUCUGCAACGUACACCUGUCCAACGACAACCACAGAACCGAGCGUAACGACCACCACGGAGGCGUCGACAGUCAGUGAAGCUGCGACUACCGCUGAGUCUACGGACACGACAAGCCAAGCCACUACGACGGAGGGUAGUACAACUACUACAGAAGAACCGACUGAAACUACGGAAUCCACAAACCAGUCUACAACGGAGGCAAGUGCAACUACUGUUCAAGAACCGAUCGUCACCACCACAGAAGCACCGCCGUUUGUUUGCCCGGGUGUGGGCCGCUUCCCGGAUGAACAAUCAACGGACUGUUCGUCCUACUUCCUGUGCGUAUACACUCCGAACAACGGGAUUAUAGCCGCUCCCGGCGUCUGUGCGAUAGGAAUGGUGUUUUCGCCUGGCGCGGAACAGUGUGUAGACUCUGCAACGUACACCUGUCCAACGACAACCACAGAACCGAGCGUAACGACCACCACGGAGGCGUCGACAGUCAGUGAAGUUGCGACUACCGCUGAGUCUACGGACACGACAAGCCAAGCCACUACGACGGAGGGUAGUACAGGUACUACAGAAGAACCGAGUGAAACAACGGAAUCGUCGAACCAGUCUACAACGGAGACCAGUACAGAAGAACCAACUGAUACUACGGGAUCAACAAGCCAAUCUACAACAGAUGGUAGUACAGCUACUACAGAAGAACCGACUGAAACAACGGAAUCGUCGAACCAGUCUACAACGGAGACCAGUACAGAAGAACCAACUGAUACUACGGGAUCAACAAGCCAAUCUACAACAGAUGGUAGUACAGCUACUACAGAAGAACCGAGUGAAACAACGGAAUCGUCGAACCAGUCAACAACGGAGACCAGUACAGAAGAACCAACUGAUACUACGGGAUCAACAAGCCAAUCUACAACAGAUGGUAGUACAGCUACUACAGAAGAACCGAGUGAAACAACGGAAUCGUCGAACCAGUCUACAACGGAGGCAAGUGCAGCUACUACAGAAGAACCAAGUGAAACAACGGGAUCGUCUACUAUAGAGGCUAGUACAACUACUACAGAAGAAUCAACUGAAACUAGUGGAUCAAGUACCACAGAAGAAUCAACUGAUACUACGGGAUCAACAAGUCAAUCUACAACAGAGGGUAGUACAGAUACUACAGAAGAACCGACUGAAACUACCGGAUCAACUACCACAGAAGAACCAGCUGAAACAACGGGAUCAACAAACCAGGCCACGACAGAGGUAACCACCACAGAAGAAGGUACUAGCACAUCGAGUAGUAUCUCAACGACGACUUCCUCGACCGAGCUUCCGACAGAAGAAAGCACUGGGGAGGAAACGACGACGACACCCUUGUCGACUACGGCACAACCAGCGUCGACGACGCUUGGUUCCAUCGAUGGUUCGGUUACUCCUGGUGCGAGUACGGAGGUCCCUACCACGACGAUACCGUUCGUAUGCCCCGACGAGGGCCGGUACCCCGAUCCGAACGCGAUCGCCUGCGAGUCAUACAUGCUGUGCGUCGUCAAUAGUAUCGGCACGCUAACAGCGGUUCGGUUUCCCUGCCCAGCGACCGCCAUCUUCUCGGAGGCCAUUCGAAUGUGCGUCUCGGCGAGUAAAUACUCCUGCGGCCAGGUGCCACCGACCGAGCCAACCCCAACCGAGCCGAGUACCCCGUCCAGUGCCACGACCAUCACCACUGCCUCCACCACCCAGUCGACGGCUUCGGUGACCACUCCAUCAUCGAGCAACGUCACGCCAGUGCCGACACCGUUCGUGUGCCCUGCUAGCGGUAGGCACCCCAAUCCUGACUCGAUCUUUUGCAAGUCGUACUACCUAUGCCUGUACGACACGGCCAACCAGCUCUACCCGAUUGAGCUGAGCUGUCCUAAGGGUUCCAUCUUUACGGAGGCAGAACUGCGCUGCGUUCCGGCCGAUGAGUACUCCUGCGUCCCGGCAAGUACGACGACCACGACAACGACGACGACGACAGCUGCUCCGACGACGACAACAGCGCCAUCAACCACAACAACCGAGCCACCUGUUCCCCAGUGUCUGUCGGCAGGCAAAUUUCCGGCGACCCAGCUCCCCGACUGUCGAUCGUACAUCUACUGCAUCCGGCUGGCGACGGGCGGCUUCAUGCAAAACGUCUUCCGAUGCCCCACCGGUACACUGUUCGACGAGGAGAAGCUCUUGUGCUCCACAAGCUACGUGUGCCCGCGGUAG